AUGACAUCAAACAGGGUGUUUAAAUCAUUUAGGAUUGCCCUGGUGACCAGCAGUAUCCGUCAACCUCGUCUAAACCCUUACAUUACCGCCGAUGUGCACCAGGCGCUCACCAACCUCAAAAUCAGCCCGAUCCUACCAGACAACAACCAUAACAAUAUCUCCCUUGAGAUCGUCGACAUCGCGGAACAGGGUCUACCACUACAUGAUGAACCCGUCGUCCCAUCCUUACACCCCGCCUAUAACCCAGCACCUCACUAUAUCCACGCACAUACGCGCGCGCCUGGUCUAUCAAAAUCCGCCAAUUCGACGCCUUCAUCUUCGUCACCUCGCAGUACAACUCGUCCGUACCGGCCAGUUUAA
Monascus purpureus is the source of this 360-nucleotide messenger RNA. The record is from the annotation of a GenBank genome assembly. Lineage: Eukaryota; Fungi; Ascomycota; Eurotiomycetes; Eurotiales; Aspergillaceae.